AUGUGGGGACAAGGACCAGUGAAGUGCUCUGAGAUUGUCGCGGGUGAGUCGCAGAGCGAAGAAUCCGAGAAGGGGUUUGGUGGUCCGAGUCGUUUUGGUGUUUGGAAGUCUUGGCCUUAG
Messenger RNA from Debaryomyces tyrocola, 120 nucleotides. Lineage: Eukaryota; Fungi; Ascomycota; Pichiomycetes; Serinales; Debaryomycetaceae. The record is from the annotation of a GenBank genome assembly.